AUGGCGACCAGCCCGCUGCCCGGCCCCACCGACAUCUUGCUGCCCUCGCCGUCCGGCGCCUACCCGCCGGACCCCAUGAACCAGCCGAGGGCCGGCCACGCCGCCAUGAAGCCCAACCAGGUGGGGCAGGUGAUCCUCUACGGCAUCCCCAUCGUCUCCCUCGUCAUCGACGGGCAGGAGCGGCUGUGCCUGGCGCAGAUCUCCAACACCCUCCUCAAAAACUUCAGCUACAACGAGAUCCACAACCGGCGGGUGGCCCUGGGCAUCACCUGCGUGCAGUGCACGCCGGUGCAGCUGGAGAUCCUGCGGCGGGCCGGGGCCAUGCCCAUCUCCUCCCGCCGCUGCGGCAUGAUCACCAAGCGGGAGGCGGAGCGGCUCUGCAAGUCCUUCCUGGGGGAGAACCGGCCCCCCAAACUGCCGGACAACUUCGCCUUCGACGUGUCCCACGAGUGCGCCUGGGGCUGCCGCGGCAGCUUCAUCCCGGCCCGCUACAACAGCUCCCGCGCCAAGUGCAUCAAGUGCAGCUACUGCAGCAUGUACUUCUCCCCCAACAAGUUCAUCUUCCACUCCCACCGCACCCCCGACGCCAAGUACACCCAGCCCGACGCCGCCAACUUCAACUCCUGGCGCCGCCACCUCAAGCUCACCGACAAAAGCCCCCAGGACGAGCUGGUCUUCGCCUGGGAGGACGUCAAGGCCAUGUUCAACGGCGGCAGCCGCAAGCGGGCCCUGCCGCCCGCCCCGCCCGCGCCCGCCGCCGCCGCCCCCGCCGCCUGCCACCCGCUGGGCUCGGUGAAGGCGGCGGCCGCCGUGGUGGGCGGCGGGUUGCUGAGCCCGCACCUCCUGGCCGCCCCGCCCGAGCUGCACCAGAAGCGGCCGCGCUUCGAGGAGGACGAGGAGCUGCAGGAGGCCGUGGCGGCGGCGGCGGCGCACGGCGGCAAGAGCCCGCGGAGCUACCCGGUCAUCCCGGUGCCCAGCAAGGGCUCCUUCGGCGGCGUGCUCCAGAAGUUCCCCGGCUGCGGGGGGCUCUUCCCGCACCCUUACGGCUUCCCCGCCGCCGCCUUCGGCCUCUGCCACAAGAAGGAGGAGGCCGGCGGCGGCGGGGCCGAUGCCCUCGGCGGGGCGGCGGCACACAAGGCCGGCGGGGGCGCGGCGGGCGGCGGCCUCUCGGGGCUCUUCUGGCCGGGCAGGAAGGACGCCGCCUUCUACCCGCCCUUCUGCAUGUUCUGGCCGCCCCGCACACCGGGCGGCCUGCCGGUGCCCACCUACCUGCAGCCGCCGCCGCAGCCCCCCGGCGCCCUGGGCUGCUCGCUGGGCGACGGGGCGGGCCUGCUGCGCCAGGCCUUCCUGGACCUCUCGGAGCCCGGCGGCGAGGCGGGGACCGCGGGGCUGGGCACGCCGCCCGCCGCCGCUGCUCCCCCCCCGCCCGCUCCCGCCGCCGCCGCGCGGGACCCGCUCUUCGAGUCGCCCCCUGGCGGCGGCGGCGGCGCCGAGCCCGCCUCGCCCGCCGCCUCGGAGGGGGGCGGCGGCGGCGGCGGCGGGCGGGUCCCCGCGCACCACCCGCACCUGCUGGAGGCGGCGGCCGGGCGCAAGGCGGGCGGCGGGUACCACCACUCCAGCGCCUUCCGGCCGGUGGGCGGCAAGGAGGACUCGGAGAGCCUGGCCAAGCUGCACGGCGGCGGCCCGCCCCGCUCCGCCUCGCCGCCGCCGCUGCAGCUGCUGCUGCCGCCGCCGCCGCCGCCCGAGGAGGCGGGCUGCGAGCGGCACCCGCUCCCCCCGCCGCCGCACCCCCCCCACCGCCUCCUCUCGCCCGGCGGCACCAGCUGUAGCUUCGCCAGCGAGGACAGCAGCGAGGAGGAGGAGGAGGACGAGGAGGAGGAGGACGAGCCCGAGGUGGACGUCGAGGGGCACAAGCCCCCCGAGGAGGAGGAGGAGGAGGACGACGAGGAGGAGGAGGGCGAGGAAGAGCCCCGCGGCGGAGACCCCUUGGCGGCCGGCGGCCGCUUCCCGCCCGCCCGGGGCCUGGCGGAGAAGGGCGGCCGGGAGCGCCCCGCCGCCGGCCCCUUCCCUCGGCCGCCCGCUGAGGAGAAGCCGGGGGAGGGCCAGGCCCCGCCGCAGCCGCCUCCCGGGCCCCCCCGGGCGGGCAGCGGCGGCAGCAGCCCGGCGCACCAUCCGUCCCUGGAGGAGCAGCCCUCCUACAAAGAUAAUCAGAAGAGCAAGGAGAGUAAUCAAGUCAUCUUGCCUACGAAAGAAGACGCCUUCUCAGAUAAGAACAAGGAGCAUAAUUUUUUCAUCACAGAUUCAGAGCCUUCAGGAGGAGACUUCUGGAGAGAUAUAGCAGGCGAACACACACAAGAAACCAAUUCACCUCAUUCACUGAAGAAGGAUGUAGAAAACAUGGGGAAAGAGGAACUCCAGAAGGUUUUGUUUGAACAGAUCGACUUACGGAGGAGACUAGAACAGGAAUUCCAGGUGUUGAAAGGAAAUGCGUCUUUCCCAGUCUUCAAUAAUUUUCAAGAUCAGAUGAAGCGGGAACUGGCAUACAGAGAAGAAAUGGUACAGCAGCUACAAAUUAUUCCUUAUGCAGCAAGCUUGAUCAGGAAAGAAAAGCUCGGUGCACACCUCAGCAAAAGCUAA
Gavia stellata (red-throated loon) is the source of this 2637-nucleotide messenger RNA. It is a transcript of the gene SKOR2, whose product is annotated as SKI family transcriptional corepressor 2. The record is from RefSeq and is a predicted model, not a curated record. Gene Ontology annotation, molecular function: RNA polymerase II cis-regulatory region sequence-specific DNA binding; DNA-binding transcription factor activity, RNA polymerase II-specific; SMAD binding. Gene Ontology annotation, biological process: negative regulation of BMP signaling pathway; negative regulation of transcription by RNA polymerase II. The coding region runs from base 1 to 2637 and encodes 878 amino acids. Lineage: Eukaryota; Metazoa; Chordata; Aves; Gaviiformes; Gaviidae. The transcript has 7 exons. Gene Ontology annotation, cellular component: nucleus; transcription regulator complex.